This is a messenger RNA of Parastagonospora nodorum SN15, 783 nucleotides long. RefSeq lists its product as hypothetical. Bases 1 to 783 code for a protein of 260 amino acids. The transcript is spliced from 3 exons. Lineage: Eukaryota; Fungi; Ascomycota; Dothideomycetes; Pleosporales; Phaeosphaeriaceae. The record is from RefSeq and is a predicted model, not a curated record.
AUGCCGCGACGCCUGGCCCAUAUCUCUGCGAUAGCUCAAUCUCAAUCUCAAUCUCAAUAUACCUCGGACGCCCACGGCCCGGCCUUCCCUCCAGCACCGCAUCCUUCACUGCAGCACUGCAACACUGCAACACUGCAACACCGUCUGCACCCCAGCCAUACGUCACCUCGUCCCGUCUCACAGCGUCCAGACUGCCGCCGUCGCCGCCGCACUCACCGCACCCCCAACGCUGCUGCACGGCAUCCGUCGCCAUCAGCAUCAUCGCUCCGUUUCGUACUCGGCUGCCGCGCCCCACCGAACUCGCCCAGCUACGAGUCCGUCCGACUAGAGGUUGCUAAAGUUACUUUGCUGCAACCGCGUCAAACAGCCCGCAGCCUGAAGCCUGAUUCGCCGCCCGUUGCUCGCGCUUGGCAUCCCGCUAGCGCCAUUCGAGACGCAUCCUCUCUGACCGCCUUCCGCGCUCCCAUCCUCGCCCGUCGCCCUUUCCUCGCUUCACCUGCUCGUUGGCCUCGUGCGAGAGCCGCUGCACCGUGGUCGCAACUCUAUCUGCUUUAUUUUACCCACCCGUCGCACAAGGCCCUCACCUCUGCCUUGCCCCUCCACGCCAUUGCGCUGCCAAACCUCGCCAGCGCCGCAUCCCGCAUCCCGCAUCCUCUACCGAGCGUCUCUCACCCACGCUCGUGUCGAGUGAAAGAGACAAACCUGUGCCACUGGACCCCCGACUCCAGCACCAGCACCACCCUCACCCUCACCCUCACCCUCGACAAGUUUGCUGCCCAUUGA